This is a messenger RNA of Acytostelium subglobosum LB1, 516 nucleotides long. RefSeq lists its product as hypothetical. The record is from RefSeq and is a predicted model, not a curated record. The transcript is spliced from 2 exons. Bases 1 to 516 code for a protein of 171 amino acids. NCBI's taxonomy places the organism in Eukaryota, Evosea, Eumycetozoa, Acytosteliales, Acytosteliaceae.
AUGAUACUGCUAGAGGUUGAGCAAUUGAAAAAGAAGGUAUCAGAGAUGGAGGAGCUACAAGGAAACAGCAACAAUUGGGGUCUGAAGUACUCUAGACGAGUAUUGAUCACCUCUACAUUCCUGUUAGGCAUUUGGGUUAGCAUUUCAAGGAUACUGAUGUAUAUAGGCAGACAGAAGAAACUCAGACUGUUGCACGUCAUGGUGCCUGCUUUGAGUGGGCAGCAAGAGUCAAAGAAUCAUAUUCUGUUGUUCAUGUUGGAGGCCAUUUCCAAUGCUGCGAGAAAGAGUUGGAUAUUCUUCUUCUCCACCUUUUUGUUGACCAGGAACAGUGCUUGGAAGAGACAGACUGGUCUUAUCUGUAGUACCACAUAUUCAUUAUAUCUGGCGGCGGUGAUGGAAUACCUCCCUUGGACAAACUAUUUCAAUGUCUUUGCCAGUCUCCUCUAUAUCACUGCAGCCUGGAGUACAACCAGUGUCAACAAUGGACGUUUCAAAGAUAUAUUUAAACUAUUAUAA